AUGACUUUGUCCUUCUUAUCCUCGAGCUCGGAGUUGCAAAAGAGGCGUUUGAAAAUCAAAGCCAACUCGAAAGCGCGCGAGAAGGACAAAGGAGAUGGAAAAGGCAAACCCCAUAAGAAGGUCGGUGAAGCUCGUGAGUGCACGGAACCCUGCGAAUCGGCUUGGAAUUAUGCAGUUGUUUCAAACUCAAAAGGGGAAAUAGUAGACCUUUCUCCCGAGAAAGGGAGCAAGUCAGCCGGGAACUCAACAACGAACAAACGGCAAAAGCUGUAUUGGGGGCUUGACGUAAAGGAAAGGUGGGAACGCAAGUCCAAUAUGUGA
This is a messenger RNA of Striga hermonthica, 321 nucleotides long. Lineage: Eukaryota; Viridiplantae; Streptophyta; Magnoliopsida; Lamiales; Orobanchaceae. The record is from the annotation of a GenBank genome assembly.